Messenger RNA from Pygocentrus nattereri (red-bellied piranha), 4194 nucleotides. RefSeq names its product vertebrate ancient long opsin a (gene valopa). Gene Ontology annotation, cellular component: photoreceptor outer segment; membrane. The record is from RefSeq and is a predicted model, not a curated record. Gene Ontology annotation, molecular function: G protein-coupled receptor activity. Gene Ontology annotation, biological process: G protein-coupled receptor signaling pathway; phototransduction; visual perception. NCBI's taxonomy places the organism in Eukaryota, Metazoa, Chordata, Actinopteri, Characiformes, Serrasalmidae. Bases 498 to 1673 code for a protein of 391 amino acids. The transcript has 5 exons.
CCAAGCUUUCCUCGACGCUCACAGCCAGUGAAGAGGAGGGUGAGUGCGUCGCUGUUCCUCGAGGGCACGAGUGAUGAUGGCGUGGUCGCGUGGUCGCCCGUUAACAGCCUAUAUAAAGCCGUGGGAGACGCGCAACAGUCAACAUAACCACUGGCGACAGACUCCAGCUCGCACAGGGCACAAUUUAACAAGUCAAUGGGACCGGCUGUCUUCACUCUGCUGCCUCCCCUAAGCCCCCCAUAAACUGAGGACUGCACACACAUGGAUUACACAGACACUGGAGCCGCAGCGACCACCGAGAAUAAACAAGUUCACAGCCCGUGCAUUGCAAUAAAGCUGCCUUUGUUAAGUAAUGCGUCGAGCACCACGCAUCGUCUGGAUCCAUAGUUUUCGCGAGGACGCUGCGUGCGUGGCUCUCUGAAGUGCUGCAAGUUAGUCCUGUAACCCAAGUGCACAGUGUUCUCCAGUCCGCUCAUAGCGAAGUGUUCAUUUGUGGCAUGGAUGCAUUCGGCGCGGCAGUGAACGGCGUCAGCUACACAGAGGUGGCUGAUGUGUUCCAGCCAGAAGACCCGUUUGCGGGACCCUUGCGGUCCAUCGCGCCGUGGAACUUUAAAGUGCUCGCCGCGUGGAUGUUCCUGAUCACGGCGCUCUCGUUGUCCGAGAACUUUCUGGUCAUGCUCAUCACCUACAAGUUCAAACAGCUUCGGCAACCACUCAAUUACAUCAUCGUAAAUCUGUCUCUGGCUGACUUUCUCGUGUCCCUGGUUGGGGGGAGCAUCAGUGUGGUCACCAAUUUCCACGGCUACUUCUUCCUGGGGACGUGGGCGUGCGUGCUGGAGGGCUUCGCGGUCACUUUUUUCGGUAUAGUAGCUUUGUGGUCUCUGGCCAUCCUGGCGUUUGAGCGCUUCUUUGUAAUUUGUCGGCCCCUGGGAAACAUCCGUCUGCGGGGAAAACAUGCGACACUGGGGUUGCUGUUUGUCUGGACCUUCUCUUUCAUCUGGACCAUCCCGCCUGUACUGGGCUGGAGCAGCUACACAGUCAGCAAGAUCGGUACCACCUGUGAACCCAACUGGUACUCUGGAGACCCUUACGACCACACCUACAUCAUCACUUUCUUCAUCACCUGUUUCGUCAUGCCUCUGGGUGUCAUCAUUGUCUGCUACGGCAAGCUCCUGAGGAAGCUCAGGAAGGUUGGUCUGGUGUCCAACACUCAUGGCAGGUUGGGGAAUGCAAGGAAACCUGAGCGGCAAGUGUCUCGUAUGGUGGUUGUGAUGAUUGUGGCCUUUAUGGUGGCCUGGACCCCAUACGCCAUUUUCUCCAUCACUGUUACUGCACAUCCCACCAUCUACUUGGAACCCAGACUGGCUGCAGUUCCUGCCUUCUUUGCCAAAACUGCUGCGGUCUACAACCCUGUCAUCUAUGUCUUUAUGAACAAACAGUUCAGAAAGUGCCUCAUCCUGCUGUUCAGCUGCAGUGAUAGCACCACGGUGGAGGUGAACCAGACCACAGAGCGUGGAGGCAUGACCGGCGAGAGCAACACGGGAGAGAUGUCAGCCAUAGCGGCCCGAAUUCCAAUUGCCAGGAGCACCCCGCAAAAGUCUGACAAGCAGCAGAGUGAUUGUAGCUCCUACGCCCAGCUGCCUAUCCCUGAGAACAAAGUCUGCCCCAUGUAGACCUUCAUGGUCCACACUCAACUCUAAUUUACACUCAGAAUGUGAAGAGGGCUUCUGCCAUGUUUUUCUCCACCUGUAAUUACAGGAGCACACAACUUCAUUCUUAAACCCUGAUUCAGUAUUAACAGCUUCACUACAGCAGUAGCAUUCAGCCUGUCCUCCACUAUGUCAGUAUCUGUUAUGAAGCAAUAAGUUGAUUUCUCCAGUAAAAUAUCAUGCGCACUUAUAAACGUAACCACUUCUAUUAUCAAGUGCACAUUGAUAAAGGACUAAAAGAUAUUCAUUUAUAUCUUGUUCAUUUUUUAUAUUCCUCCUUUUGCACUACAGAAGGCAAAAUGAACCUUUUCCAAAUAGCUCAGCAAGACAUACUCCUACUGUUAAUGAGUUAUUUUAGUUUUCAGAGUGUGCACAAGUUCAUAAAAUGCAUGUUAACUGGUUUCCAUAAUCUCAGCUCUACUUGUUGCAGAACCUAUGAUAAAUUGUGAUGCUGAUGAAAAUUAUUUCAGACAAAUGAAAGAUGUCUAUUUGGUUCUAGACCGUGUUUAAUGAUUUUUUUGUUAAAAUAAUACCACAUCUGUAUUUUCCCCAGAGCUUUUGGUAGGAUGUAUGUUUUUAUUGAAAACCCAGAGGUAGAUAACUUUGCUGUCCGAAAGGUAUAUAAAUAAAUAAAUAAACCCAGCAACUUCACAAAGGGCAAAAAGUUCGUUAUUUUUGAUCUUUUAGAUGGAAUUUUUGGAGCUUUUCUUUUGGCCCAUUCAGCCUGAAACGUUGACAAGAGUAAUGAUGUGUCCUGCAGUGAUCUGAUGUGUGGAUUCUAUUUUAAAAUCAAGUGGACAUCCCCUUUAAUGGCAAUACAAUUUUACUUUAAGCUGAUAAAAAGUGUAAUGAUACCACCCAGGUAUUCAAUGAAUAUGUCUAACUUAUGAUAGUGUACAUGUUUUAUUACAUGCUGUCAAAUGACAAUAGCCAUAAAUACUCCUACCUUAUUUAAAGUGGCCAUAAACAUUAAUUUGUCUGUCUAAGGCUGGUAAGUGUGACAACUACUAAGCAAUGAUUGGAAAAACCCAAGCAUCCUUAUUCCUCAUUACGUUCAGGAAAAUGAUAUCAAAUCAAUUGGUAUGAUAUGUUUAUACAAUGAUAAAUCUACUUUAUGUAUUUUAUGUCUUUUACAGAUAAUUACAGUAAAAUAUUUGUAAUGCAUGUAUGUUUUAACCACUUAUAAACUAAAGCCUGUAGGUUUGUUAUAGGUAUUGAAUGUACCUUAACUUAAAGUAUAGUAUUACCAGGGACAGAUUGCAUUUGUCUAUGAGGAAUGGAGAAUUGUAGUAUUCAUGCACAUGCAAGUUAUAUAUUGUUGCACUGAAUGUGGCUAACCCUGUAUCAGUAUUGUGGCUAAUAAGUGGAGCUGCUUUAAGUUGAAAUGCGACUCUUGAAUGUGUUUACCAGUUUACCUUUCCAGUCUGACCAGUGGCCAGCAUUCUCCAGCCUACGUGAGCACCGAAACACUCACAAAGAGAAGGAAAAAAAAACAUCUAAAUGGGAAAAUAGCUUUGGUUUGUUUCACCUAAGGAUGUACUCUACACAUACUACAAAGCCAUUGUUACAGUACUGCUGUGGGCUUCACUGUUGACACUCGAAUACUCAGCUAUUCCGCCUAUGAUUGUAGAAGGGUUAACUUUUCUGAGCACAAGAACCCAAAUCUCUUUUUUCUCACUCCCUCUUUGAACAAUCGAGAGCUCUCUCAGUGCUCUCACUCACAGGUGAAUGUUUAUUCAUCUAUUUGGAUGGGACUUACCGACUGACUGUAACUUCCUACAGUUUUCUCUGAGCUGGACUUUCCGAGUCAGUCAAACCAGAGCGAGUGCAAGCAGGACAUUCACAUGCACUGAAGAGAAGAAAACCUCAGAGGAGAGAAACCUUUUUGUGGAUUUAUGUAACAAUAUAAUCUUCUGUAAAAGAAUAUUAUAAACAACUUACUAUAUAUAUAUAUAUAUAUAUAGUAUAUAUACUGAUGAACUAAAUGAGGAUUGUAAAGCAUGAAUGAACUGCAGUACCACUGUAUUUUCUUUCAAACUGUCAGAUGUACAUACUAUGCAUGUGUUUCAACUGUUUUUGAACCCAGCUCUUAUCAUCUCUGUGUGGUUUUAUAAAGAAAGGCUGAAGCCUUGGAUAUUUUUAAUGCCUCUGAAUGUGCUAUCCACACUACCACAGCCAUAUAAUACCUUUCUGCUGCUCUAGCACUAGUUUAGGGGGUCUGAAAUGGCAAAUCUUUGUCAACUCUGUCAAUCCAUAAUAUAUACUGUUACAUUGCAACAGCUAAUUUAGUCCAGUGUUGAAGAAUUAUAUGUGAGACUUACUACAGUUAAAAAAAAUGAUAGCUCCCCUGUAGUGAUUUUCAGGAAAUGUAUGAGGAGUGUAAUCUUUGUAUUCAUUUUGAUUUAAUAUCAUACAAAGUUAACCCAUUUGGACAUAUUUGUCAUUGCUGUUGAGUAAAAACGUCCUUAUUGUGCAUAGAAUCAGU